This is a messenger RNA of Galendromus occidentalis (western predatory mite), 4331 nucleotides long. Its product is annotated as fibroin heavy chain. Gene Ontology annotation, cellular component: RNA polymerase II transcription regulator complex. Gene Ontology annotation, molecular function: transcription coactivator activity. Gene Ontology annotation, biological process: positive regulation of transcription by RNA polymerase II. Bases 29 to 4252 code for a protein of 1407 amino acids. NCBI's taxonomy places the organism in Eukaryota, Metazoa, Arthropoda, Arachnida, Mesostigmata, Phytoseiidae. The transcript has 7 exons. The record is from RefSeq and is a predicted model, not a curated record.
CUCGUGAACUUGAAAAAGCGGGAGCAAUAUGAGAACGUUCCAAGUAUUGUUCGCCGCCUUCGGCGUUGCCGCUGUCCGCUCUCAGCUGAUCACCUCGUCCAGAGGAAUCAGCUAUGGAAGCGGAUUAGGAUCCAGCUACGGAAGCGGAUUCGGAUCCAGCUACGGAACCCUUCUCGGUGGCGGCGGCGGCUACGGAACCGUUCUCGGUGGCGGCAGCGGCUACGGAACCGUUCUUGGUGGCGGCUUGAGCUCCCUCGGAGGAUACGCGACUUCCGUUCCCGCGUCGGUCAGCGUUGCCCGAACCAUCUCUGCGGGACCUGCUGUCAGUUAUGCGGCCGCGCCGAUCGCUACCCGUGUUGCGACCGUUGCUGCUCCCGCCUACUCUACCAUCUCGGCCGCCCCCGCCUACUCCACCAUCUCGGCCGCCCCUGCCUACUCCACCAUUUCGGCCGCCCCCGCCUACUCUACCAUCUCGGCUGCUCCCGCCAUCUCGACCGUGGGCGUAUCCGCCGCCCCCGUCAACGUCGGCGUGAUUUCCGCUGGAGGAGCCGCCACUGUCCGCUCUCACGAAAUUCACACCGGCUCUGGAAAUCAAGCUAUCCGUAUCGAAGAUUUCCAAGCUGGGGAUCAAGUCAUCCGUGUCCACGAAGGACCGCAAGAGGGUCCUCAGGUGGCUCAGGUCCAAGUUCCCGGGGAACAGCAUCACGUCCGGGUCAUCAACCACGGUUCUGGUCGCGCCCAGGUCGAGCGCGUUGUGGGCCGCGCGCCCACUCAAGUCAUCGAUGUCCAGAAGCCCGGUCGUCCCGGAGCUCGCAUUGUCCAAGUUGUCAAGGGACAAUCCCCACCUCCCGCAAUUGAGUUCGUUCAGGACGGAGGAAGCUCUCACGAAGUCUACUACGCGGACGAUGUCGGAGCCGGAGGAGCCAUCGGAGGAGGGCUCGUUGGCGGAGGAACCAUCGGAGGAGGUCUCGUCGGAGGAGGCGUAAUCAGGAGCGGUGUCAUCGGAGGAGGCCUCGUUGGCGGAGGACUCAUCGGAGGAGGAGUAAGGACCGUUUCUGCUCCCGCCAUCACUGUCGCAAGAUCUGCACCCGCAAUCACAGUCGCCAGGGCUGCACCCGCUAUCUCCUAUGGAACCGGAACCGGAAUCUCCUACGGGACUGGACUCGGUUACGGGAGCGGAAUCUCCUACGGUUCGGGGCUCGGUUACGGAAGCGGAAUCUCCUACGGAACUGGACUCGGUAGCGUGCGAUACACCAGCGGUUACGGCUCCGGCCUGGGUGGGGUCACCUACGGUGGCGGCCUUGGGUACGGUCUCGGCCAAAGCACUUACGGACUCGGCUAUGGAUCUCCGGCUAUUGUGUCGUCGUACGCUAAGAAAGCCAGCGCUGCUGCUUCCAAAGCAAAAUCCUCGAGACUCAUAAGUCAGACACAACAGGGCGGUGUUAUCUCGGUUUUCGCCGAGCGGGUCACACCGAGCGCUGAGGGUAAGGAGCCGACGCUCUGGAAACAGACGGCGGUGAUCGAAUACAAUCGUUCUGCUAUAAAUACCACAACUGAGUGGAGGAACGCCGCCCCAGUGCUCUGUCAAGUCAUGAAGGUCGUAUCGCUGCUCGCCGCUUCGUCUCUAGUGGUUCUCACUUCCUCUCAGACGGUCAACCGAAUCCCCACAACAUAUCUCAACGGUGGCUCUUUCCAACAGCAGCCGGCGCUCCCUGCCGCGCAACUCUUCCAUUCAUACUUGCAGGGCGCAGGAGUGCCCACCUACACACAAUCUUUGCAGCCGAUUCAACUACUCCACCAAAGCAUUGCGCCGAUAAGUGAUGGCAGUCAACGUGGACUCUUUCUUGCACCCAAUCAACUCAUACCGAUCUCGCGUCAAGCGCUAGUCUCCGAGCCGGGAGAACUCCGGCAAAGCCAAGAACGAACCCAGGUUUUCGCCUUCCAAACAGACCCCUACAACCAGAUCCGGCUUCUGCAUCGGGAUGAGCCUCCGAGGAUCGAACAAGUUUCUAUCAAAGACCCGAGAGUGAAUGUUUUCCACGUGGAAAAACCAGUCCAGCCGGCGCCGACCAUUCUGCAGGUGAAUGAUUGCGAUGCCUCUGUUGGCUUCGGUCUUCUAGUUUACCAUCUCCUCUCAAUCAUGAGAGCCUUCCAAGUCCUUGCCGUCACCUUGGUAGCUACCGCUGCUCGAGGCCAAAUCAUUUCCGGCUACGGUUCUAACUUGGGCGGUUUUGGCAUUGGAGGACUCUCUUACGGGAGCAGUUAUGCCCCGUCGGUCAGUUACGCGACGCCCGUCUCCGGCUACGCUGCUGUGCGUUCCCCCGCGAGCGUCGGCUACAGCACCGGAUCGGUGAUUUCCGCUGCGCCCACCGUUUCCGUGGCGGCUGCUCCUGCGAUCUCCGUCGCUGCCGCGCCCGCAGUGUCCCUCGGAGGUUACGGAGGUUACGGAGGUUACGGCGCCGGAUACGGCUCUGGCAUCUCCUACGGUACCGGGAUCGGUUCUGGCGUUUCCUAUGGAGGUGGAAUCGGUGGAGGAGCCAUCGUCACUGGAAACGGUGGCGGAAUCCGCUCCCACGAGAUCCACACCGGCGGUGCAGGGAACGCCAUCCGCAUCGAGGAGAUCAAAGCUGGAGGACAGCUCAUCCGUGUUCACGACGGCCAGAGACUCGGAACUGAGGUCCUGAACGUCCAGGGACCAGCCGCCGCUGGCAACCACAUCCGCCUCAUCUCCCGCACCGGCCCCACUCAAGUUCAGCGCUCCGUCGUCCAAGAUCCCAAUGUUCAAGUCUUCGAUGUGGUCAACCCCGUUCAGCCCGGAGACCGAAUCAUUAACAUCCGCAAAGCGCCCGCCCCCCCUGCCCAAGUUGAGCUGGUAGCCGAACAACACCACGGCGUUCCCGAAAUUCACGUCGGCGGAGAUGAAGCCAACAUCCAAGUCCAACACGUCGGAGGCGGACUCGGAGGGGGUCUGACGAGCACUGCCGUUCUCGGUGCAGUCGGUGGUGGCAUCGCUGCCGCUCCCGUCGCAUCUUAUGCCGUUUCCGCUCCUGCCGUCCAAACCUUCGCUGCCGCCCCCGCUGUCUCCUACUCCUCAGGAGUGCGAACCAUUGCCGCGCCCGCUGUCUCCUACGGAACUGGCUUGAGCUACGGUCUCGGAGGAUCAGGUUUGAGCUACGGACUUGGAGGAUAUGGUUCGAGCUACGGUCUCGGAGGAUAUGGUUCGAGCUACGGUCUUGGAGGAUAUGGUUCGAGCUACGGUCUUGGAGGAUAUGGUUCGAGCUACGGCCUCGGAGGAUACGGCUUGAACUACGGCCUCGGGGGGAACUCGUACGGCACCACCAUCGUGGGAAAGAAAGCGAAGAAAAUCCUCGGAGUGGCCCUCGUCGCCUCCUCUGCCUCGGCGGUCCACAACACCUACUCCACCAUUUCAUCUUCAUCCUAUGGCUUGGCGGCUCCCGUUUCCUAUGGAUACGCCGCUGCCGCUCCGGUCGCCUAUGCUGCCGCUCCGGUUGCCUAUGCCGCUGCUGCUGCCCCCGUCUCCUACAGCGUGGCCGCCCCUGCUGUGGUCAGUGCUCCCGCUGCGAGCGCCGCCGUUGUGAGCGCCCCUGCUCCUUCUGUCCGCUCCCACGAAAUCCACACUGGAGGCGCUGGAAACUCCAUCCGGGUCGAAGAACACCGCGCCGCCGGACAAGUCAUCCGUGUCCACGAUGCUCCCCAAGCCCCGACCCGGGUGAUCAACGUUCAAGGACCCGCCGCCCCCGCUAACCACAUCCGUCUCAUCUCCCGCGACGGACCUACUCAAGUUCAGCGACAGGUGUUCCAGAACCCUAACGCCCAGGUCUACGAUGUUGUCAACCCCGCCAGACCCGGUGACCAGAUCAUCAAUAUCCGUGGUGCCCCCGCUCCGCCGGCUCGCGUUGAGCUUGUUGCCGAGCAGCAGCAUGCUGCUCCUGAAAUCCACGUCGGAGGAAACGAUGUUCCCACCCAAGUCGUCCGGGCCGGUCCCGCUGCCGUCGCUGCCCCCGCUGCCAUCUCCUAUGCCGCUCCCGCAGCCAUCUCCACAUACGCCGCUCCCGCUGCAAUCACUAGUUACGCUGCCCCCGCUGCUAUUUCCACCUAUGCCGCGCCCGCAUACUCGACCUAUGCCGCUCCCGCAUACUCGGCCUAUGCCGCUCCCGGUCUUACCACCUAUGGUUUGGGCUACGCACACUCUGGCACCUACGGAAGCACUGCUGUCUUGCACAAAGCCUAAUUCAUCUUACAAUUCCUGGUGAUAUAUGUACAGCAUGUGUUGAUAUAUACGAAUAAAUACAAAUAUUCGUCAAUGAUAU